AUGCCCAGGCACCUAUUUACAUGUAUCUCGGCAACCUAUCAAAAUACGCUUGCGGGAGGCUCACUUCCAGAGCAUUUGCCAGAUAACCUCCAAGAGUUCUUAUCAAUAGUCGUUCAGCAAACGCAAAAGUCUACCGCUCUUAUCACCCAUUGUCGUUCAGAGCUUAUACAUGAAGUCUGGAGGCUGCUUCUCGAUUCCAAUUUUAUGCACCCCUACAAGCACGGUAUAAUUAUCAAGUGUUUUGACGGGAUAUUCAGGAGAUUCUAUCCACAAAUCCUUACCUACUCCGCAGACUACCCUGAAAAGGUUAUGCUCGCUGCAAUCCGAGAUAUGGGAAAAUGCCCAUGUCCUUGCUGUUUGGUCCAACUAUCACAUUGUGAUCAAUCAGGCCUAGUUCACAAUCUUCAAGCCCGACUUUUGCAAGCUUGUGUUUAUAUCGCAGGAAAGAAUGCAUUUGCAGAGAGGCUGAGUCCUUUCGGUUUUGAUUCUUUUCAGAUCUCCGUGGUGGACUUAAUGCACGAGUUUGAGCUUGGUGUAUGGAAGUCAACCUUCACCCAUCUCAUCUGUCUUCUCUUUUCCAUCAGUCACUCAGCCGUUGCUGAUUUAGACGCAAGGUAUCGUCAAAUUCUUCCCUUUGGCCAAGGAACCAUCCGCGCAUUCGUUGCAAAUGUAUUUCAGAUGAGGAAAUUAGCAGCAAGGAACUUUGAGGACAUACUGCAGCAUGCACUUGCCAAGUUACAUAUUCACACAAAAUCUACUCUGGAAUUACUAGACACGGCGCUUAAAGCCCUUUGCAAGCUAGCCCGCCAAUUUUGGGAUAUUACAUGUUCAGCUUUCAAGACAACGGAAUUACCACGUGAAAAGGCUGCUUGUCUUCGGAGGCUGAAAGACAAACCCACUCUGAGUAAGACAGAAGGGACCGGUACCCGUAAUAAGGUAUUCAAUCUGGGUACUUACAAGUUUCAUGCACUCGCAGACUACGUGCGCAUAAUUCGCCUCUUUGGUUGCACGGACUCGUAUACCACACGAAUAGCUGAGUUUAUAUCCCCAAAAAAACCUAAUUAA
Messenger RNA from Serpula lacrymans var. lacrymans S7.9, 1065 nucleotides. RefSeq lists its product as uncharacterized. NCBI's taxonomy places the organism in Eukaryota, Fungi, Basidiomycota, Agaricomycetes, Boletales, Serpulaceae. Bases 1 to 1065 code for a protein of 354 amino acids. The transcript is spliced from 6 exons. The record is from RefSeq and is a predicted model, not a curated record.